CCUUAAAAGAAAAUUAAAUUAAAGGUUACAAAAACUGGCAUUGCAUUUUCACUGGAGUAAGGGUAUGAUAGGUUGCAGGUUUCUGUUCAGAGUCGAUCGAGUUCUCAGAGUUACCAACACAUACGUUUCAUCAAACCCUACUUCACACUUUCAGGGACAGAGAACUUAUUAUGGUUUAAGCAGUGAUUUUAUAAUGAGUGGUAGAAAAAAGAAAGUUUGUAUUGAUCACAAUAUCAAAUCUAUCUGGAGACCUAUUGCAACUAAUGCUACUUCUUCUGAAGAAAGCUCAAUAGCGGCUGCGACAGUUGAAUCAGGCGUAGCUGCCGAUGAAAAUACAGAAUCAGGUACUAGUUCUGGCCAAUUGAAGGGUAAUGUUGAAAACAAAGUGCUAGAAGGAGAUUCAUCUCUCUCCACUCAAAAGCAUUCCAUUUCUGUUCAGGUUGGUGCUUCUCUAUUUCGUUUUAUUAAAGGAAAAGGGGGAUACACACAAAAGAAGAUAGAAGAGGAGACAAAGGUUAAGAUAAUAUUUCCUUCUUCAAAAGAAGAUGAGUGUAUUACCAUUGAAGGCAUUUCAAUAGAUAGUGUGACUUCAGCUUCAGAGAAGAUUCAUGCAAUAAUUGAUGAGACAGUUAAGAGUCGAAAUCUUGAUUAUUCUCAUUUCAUAUCCCUUCCAUUGGCCAUCCAUCCCGAGUUAGUUUCUAAACUAAUCAAUUUUCAAAACACUAUUUUGGGAAAUGACGAUUCUUGCAUAGAUGAGAAUCUUGACACUGACUCCUCCAAUGAGGCUGAGGAUACUACUGAUAACAAAGAAGGGGAUCAACCGUCAAAAGAAAUUGCUGAUGUUGCAGUUGAACUUAAAGUUGAUGAUGACAGUAAAUCAGUUAAAGUUAAUUAUACUAACAUACCACUAGUCAGUUACGCACCUAAAGCAUCCAAGGCUUCCACAUCAUCUGACUUGGGGAUUGACAAAUCUAUAUUCAUUAAGCCUAAGACGUUUCACCUUACAGUACUAAUGCUUAAGCUGUGGAAUAAAGACAGAGUUAAGACAGCAACAGAGGUCUUGCAGAGUAUUUCCUCAAAAGUUAUGGAAGCACUGGAUAAUCGUCCUGUCUCAAUAGGAUUAAAGGGACUGGAAUGCAUGAAAGGUUCAAUGGCCAAAGCUCGUGUCCUGUAUGCUCCGGUGGAAGAAAUUGGCAGCGAGGGCCGUCUUUUGCGUGCCUGCCAAGUCUUAAUUGACGCAUACAUUGAAGCUGGACUAGUCUUGGAGAAUGACACUAAACAAACACUGAAGAUGCACGCCACUGUGAUGAAUUCAAGGCAUAGGAAAAGGACAAAGUGGAAGAGAAAUAAUGUUGACUCUUUCGAUGCACGGGGCAUAUUCGAGAAGUAUGGAUCAGAGGACUGGGGGCAGUAUCUUAUUCGUGAAGCUCAUCUUUCGAAGAGAUUUUCAUUUGAUGAAAAGGGGUACUAUCAUUGCUGUGCUUCGAUACCUUUUCCUGAAAACAUACAGGCAGAGUGAGUGAUUGAUAUCUUGUUCAUUACUCUGCCUCCGUUUCUCCUUUGUGGAAUAAGGAAUUAUGGGAGUUGCUUCUCAAAAUCUUUAAGCUUAUCUAGUAGCUAAUGUAAAUGCUCGUUGACACCAACUUGGAUAGCAUAACUAGAAAAAAUGGAUAUUAGUAAUGCAUGGGAUUUAAUCGAUUUUCUGUGUAAAAUGUUUUGCUUGACUUUUGACAUGGUUUCUUGUAGAGCUCGACCGACUUCUUAAUUGUUGUGUCCAUGCCUGUAUUUUUUUUCUUUCAUGAAUGUGGUUAACUAGUUAUUCUAAUGUGUGAAAUGACGAAUGUUUCUUGUUCUUUC
Vicia villosa (hairy vetch) is the source of this 1857-nucleotide messenger RNA. RefSeq lists its product as uncharacterized. The record is from RefSeq and is a predicted model, not a curated record. Gene Ontology annotation, molecular function: RNA binding. Gene Ontology annotation, biological process: DNA alkylation repair; regulation of DNA-templated transcription. The coding region runs from base 65 to 1519 and encodes 484 amino acids. Gene Ontology annotation, cellular component: nucleus. The transcript is spliced from 14 exons. NCBI's taxonomy places the organism in Eukaryota, Viridiplantae, Streptophyta, Magnoliopsida, Fabales, Fabaceae.